GUUCAAUUGGUUCACAUAUUUCAGUUCUUCUAAGCCCCGUGAGUCGUUUGGUUGGAUUGCAAAGAUGGCUCUCGUAGCACUCGUGUGGAUCGUUGGCAUACUUCUGCUGGCAUCAUUCCUGUGGGUCAAAAAACGAUUCAACUUUUGGAAGGAUCGUGGAGUGGAGUUUAUUGAGCCCGAGUUCCCGUUUGGGAAUUUUAAGACCUUGGGUAAGGUGGAACACAUUGCACCGAUUACGAGACGGCACUACGAUUAUUUCAAGCGCAAGGCCGUUCCCUUUGGCGGAGUGUUUAUGUUGACAUCGCCACUGCUGUACAUCUUGGAUGUGAAACUGAUCAAAACCAUCCUCGUUAAGGAUUUUAACUACUUCCCCAAUCGGGGUGUGUACUUCAACGAGAAGGAUGACCCAUUAUCGGCCCAUAUGUUCGCGAUCGAAGGACAAAAGUGGAAAGCGCUGCGGAAUAAAUUAUCGCCCACCUUUACGAGUGGUAGAAUCAAGAUGACCUUUCCGUUGGUGGUGGAUGUCUGCCGGCACUUUUGCGAUCAUGUGAGUGAGGUCGUGCUGAAGGAGAAUGAAGUGGAGAUGCAUGAUUUGCUGUCGCGAUACACGAUCGAUGUGAUUGGAACAUGUGCGUUCGGAAUUGAGUGCAACAGUUUUCGUGACCCAGACAAUGAGUUCCGCCGGUACGGAAAAAUUGCGUUUGAUAAACUGCCUCACUCUCCGCUGGUGGUUUAUUUGAUGAAGGCUUUUCGAAGCUAUGCCAACGCGCUAGGUAUGAAGCAACUUCACGAUGAUGUUUCCUCGUUCUUCACGAAGGUCGUGAAAGAUACAAUCGAAUAUCGGGAGACGAACAAUGUUGUGAGGAAUGAUUUCAUGGAUCUUCUGUUGAAGUUGAAAAACACCGGUCGCUUGGAAGAAUCGGGGGAAGAAAUUGGCAAACUUUCAUUCGAAGAGAUAGCGGCUCAAGCGUUUAUUUUCUUCACCGCCGGUUACGACACUUCUUCAACCGCCAUGACUUAUACCGUUUAUGAGCUGGCGCUCAACCAAGAAGUGCAGGAAAAAGCCCGUGAAUGCGUUUUGAAAACUUUUGAAGCGAACAAUGGCAGCCUCACCUACGAAUCCGUCGCAAACAUGGGUUAUCUCGAUCAGUGCAUAAAUGAAACACUCCGCAAGCAUCCCCCCGUUGCUAUUUUGGAACGGAACGCCGAUAAGGAUUACCGAAUACCGGACAGUGAUUUGAUAAUCAAGAAGGGGCGCAAAAUUAUGAUUCCCACUUUCGCUAUGCACUACGACGAAGACUAUUUCCCGAACGCUGAAUUGUACGAUCCGGAUCGAUUUUCGCCGGAAGAGGUAGCAAAGCGGGAUCCAUACUGUUAUUUGCCGUUUGGGGAAGGACCACGGGUGUGUAUUGGAAUGCGUUUCGGCACGAUUCAGGCCCGCGUCGGAUUGGCAAAUCUGUUGAAGAGGUUCCGAUUUUCGGUUUGCGAGAGAACGCAAAUCCCGGUGCAGUACUCGAGAACGAACUUUAUUCUCGGUCCAGCUAACGGGGUGUGGCUGAAGGUGGAUAGAUUAUAAUUUUUGAUCGAAUCACCAAAAUCUAAUCAUAUCGAUUUGAUGUGAUUAGCCAUUUUCUAUGAUUUCAGAUACUCGAUUAAUGUCCCAAAUUUAUAGUUAUGUUAUGAUAUAAUGUUUUUCAAAAUAAAUAGAUCUUUUUAAAAUAA
This is a messenger RNA of Toxorhynchites rutilus septentrionalis, 1722 nucleotides long. Its product is annotated as cytochrome P450 6a2-like. NCBI's taxonomy places the organism in Eukaryota, Metazoa, Arthropoda, Insecta, Diptera, Culicidae. The coding region runs from base 65 to 1576 and encodes 503 amino acids. The record is from RefSeq and is a predicted model, not a curated record. Gene Ontology annotation, molecular function: heme binding; iron ion binding; oxidoreductase activity, acting on paired donors, with incorporation or reduction of molecular oxygen. The transcript is spliced from 2 exons.